AGAACGAAAAACAAGACAGAAUAAGGGAAAGAAGAAAAGACCCGGUCUCAUACAUCCUGGGGUGAGAAUCAGGACCAACAUGAAGCCCUUCCUCCCUCUGCUGCUCCUCCUGCUCCUCUACUCCCUUUUGACUUCCUGUGCACUGGCCAGUAAAUGUCCAAAAGACUGUUCCUGUUCAAGUCCAGACAGCAUCAUCUGUUUUGCACGGCUGGGCAAGACCGUGCCUUCAAAAGUGCCCACGUCAACCAAAAAUCUUUACGUCUUCCAGAAUGGCAUCGAAGCCCUAAAACAGGAUGACUUUAUUGGGCUGGAAAACUUAGAAAUGCUUGAUUUAAGUCAAAACAAGCUGACUGAGCUGCCGGAUCGUGUGUUUGAGCCGCUUUCUUCCCUACGCAACCUAGACCUCUCAAACAACAGAAUUACACAUAUAUCUCAGGAGAGCUUUGCUGGAUUGGAGUUGCUGGAAAGGCUGUAUCUUCAUAGCAACACCAUAAAGAGCAUACACCCUGCUGCCUUCGAUGGUCUGGAGCAACUACUUGAGUUAAAGCUGCAAGGGAACGGGUUGACAACAAUGCCUACUCUUAAAAUGCCUCAUCUUCUGCUGCUUGAUCUGCGAUUCAAUAAAAUCCCUUUACCAAGCCCAGAUGGCCUACGGACACCAAAACUAGAGUCACUAAAACUGGGUGGACUAGGCUUGCGCACCCUGGAUGAUACACUCUUGAGUGGCUUCAAGAACCUUCAUGAGUUGGAUAUAUCUAACAACCAACUAAACGCUUUUCCUCCAGUGUUGCAAGAAGCAAGAGGCUUGGUCAUUCUCAGCCUGGCUGGCAAUCCAAUGAGUCCACUUAACUGGAAAGAUUUUGAGAACUUCAAAGAGCUUCAAGAAUUGGACAUUAGUAAUCUGAGCCUUCAAAAUUUGCCCGAGAACAUGACCCAGCUUUUCCCGCACCUGAAAAAACUUACAGUUGCAGAGAAUCCCUUUAACUGUCUCUGCUCUCUGGCCUGGUUUCCUGGCUGGCUGCGUAACCAGCAAAUAGUGCUAGGAAGGAAAGAGGAGACCCGCUGUCAUUUCCCACCCAGAAAUGCAGGAAAGGUCUUAGAGAGGCUCGGACAUCGUGAUUUUGGAUGCCCUACCAGGACAGUUAUACCUGUCAGCACAGUUAAGACCACUACAUUGGCGCCCUCGUUGAUUACCACUUUGCAUAUUACGACACACGGCGUUCAGCCCGUCAAGCCUAGUGAAGCCUUUAAUGCAGAGACUGAUAGUUAUGCUCAACCUCCAAUCCCAGCCACCCCAAGCAGCAGUCCAGACUUAGAUAUGAGAAGGAAUGGUUGUCCGUCUAAUAUCUGCCUUAACGGGGGCACGUGUCGGUUGAACUAUCAGAAUCAUUUCGAGUGCACUUGUCCACAGUGGACAUCGGGCAGAUAUUGUGAGAAUGAAGAAGAUUUGGCUCUGUUUGAAAAUGUCUCCACACCAAAAAUUCUAUGGGUGGGUGAAAUCAAUGCCCAAAUGGUAACAAGCUCAUCUAUACUGCUGGACCUUUAUCGCUAUAUUGAGAUGCGUCCGUAUAUCCGCGGAGUCAAGCUCACUUAUAGCAACCUGUCAGGACUGGAUAAACGUCCCAAGCAACUGAACAUCCCAGCGUCUUACCCAGAAUACACACUGCGCGGACUGCUCCCAAAUUCCACAUAUUUCAUCUGUGCCAGCCCACUCGGUGAGCCCAGCGAUGUAGACAGCGUGUGCAUCGAAGCCCAGACGUCCGACCAACAGGUCUUCAGCGGCCGCGUAGAGGAGCCACAGCUUACGACCAUGCUGGUGCCAGCAGUCGCUAUACUGCUCCUGCUGGUCUUAGUGGCUGUGGCUGUGGGUGUGGCUUGCUUCAUGCGGAGGAAAAAAACACAUCUAGAGCUAUACUGUGAUCCUUCGCAAUUGGAACUAGAUGGGGUUAAAGUAGGGUUGGACAAUGGGGCCCUACCCACAAAGCAGCCAGAGGUUUCGUCCUCUACAGCUGCAAUGCAGAACGGUUGCUUGGACUAUGAAGCGCCACUCAUUGCGAACAAUAUGAGCAGUUUAAAGCCUUCUUGAAUUAAACAUUAAGAGGAUGGACUUUAUGGACUUGGAGAGAACAAGCCUAAGACUUUUUAAAAAGGUCAGAUAUAUCAAAAUGAUAUUAAACCUUCAGUGCCUUUAAGUGUAACCAAGUGCUAUUUUUUGCCCAGUAUUGUAGCACAAAAACGUACGCAACAUUCUGCUUUGUAGUCCAUGUGGAGCUCAAUAGCAGUUGCACUUGCUGUGAACAGAAUCCAACAUGAUGUAUGUUGGAAUAGAGAAAAAAACCUUUUCUAGUCACCUAAUGACUGAUACUUGUGUUGCCUGAUCGGUUGAUGUAUUGCUUGUGAGACAUGAAGUCAACACUCAUGUGCAUUUGUAUAUUUCGUACCUGUUGCUUUUAUAUGUUUGUCUAUGUACGUAUUUUUGUACUGUAUGUUUAUACACAUACACCAUUUUUCCUUUACCUCUUGUGGAAGAAGCAUGAUUUUUUUUGUAAUCAAAGGAUUAUUCAGGAUUUGUCCCAAAACAUGUGGACACCCGACUGUAAGCUUGUUGGACAUCCAAUUCCAAAACCUAGGGCAUUAAAUAAAAUUUCCCUCCCUUCCAAUUGAGCCUGUAGCAGCGUUUAAUCAUUUACAUUUGUGGCAUUUAGCAGACUUAUCACUGAAUACAAUUCAAGCAAUAAAAGGUUAAGGGCAUUGCUCAGGUACCCAACUAGUCCAGUACCUUAACUGCUGAGCUACCACUGCCCAGUUGAUGGAAGUCUAGGUCAGGGCUCUGUGCAGGCCACUGGAACUCCUACAUACCCAACUCAUCAAACCAUCAAACCAUGUCUUGACAUGAUGCUGGAUCAGGAAAGGACCUUCCGCAAAGUGUUGCUACAAAUUUGGAGGCAUUUAAUUUAUAAUCUGUGUGGCUGAAACACCAGAACUUAUUAAUUACUAUGGGUGUCCACAUACUUGUAUUUAUAUGUCUGACUGACAUCGUCCCUUAUUUUAGACAUCAAGUAAUGAAGCCUAAAGCACCAAUAACUUUGUGGUCACUGUGGACGUGGUGGAAGAGGGUAGAAACACGGAUGAUAAAACUCUUGUCUGGCAACCCAUUAAGAAAGUGUAAAAAACGACAAGAGGACGAGGAUAGAUAUGCGGACUGACCUCUGUGAGGAACUGUAUUACUGUUUAAGCACUUGCUUUUGAGUUGGUCAGUUUAAAUGUUAAACAUUAAAAACAAUCAAUGUAAAUGUGAAUGUAGUUUCACUUAAACUAAGAAGGACACGCUUUGAUCUAAAAUUGUUUAAUUGUUUCAUUGCUCUUUAUGCAUUAGCAUCCUAACUGGAAAACAAGUGUGAACAGUAUAAAACAUUGAAAAUAUUUCUGAAUGUUUUCAAUAAGCAUAAUUGUGUUUUUUCCCUAUUUAUUUUGGGAAGCUUUU
Messenger RNA from Trichomycterus rosablanca, 3484 nucleotides. RefSeq names its product vasorin b (gene vasnb). The record is from RefSeq and is a predicted model, not a curated record. Bases 80 to 2086 code for a protein of 668 amino acids. Lineage: Eukaryota; Metazoa; Chordata; Actinopteri; Siluriformes; Trichomycteridae. Gene Ontology annotation, molecular function: protein binding. The transcript is spliced from 2 exons. Gene Ontology annotation, cellular component: plasma membrane.